Molecule: messenger RNA, 2664 nt
Organism: Trichoderma breve
Lineage: Eukaryota; Fungi; Ascomycota; Sordariomycetes; Hypocreales; Hypocreaceae
Product: n-acetyltransferase B complex (NatB) non catalytic subunit domain-containing protein
Exons: 10
Coding region: 1-2664 (887 amino acids)
Source: RefSeq, a predicted model, not a curated record
AUGAAUCGCCAAAGACCUCGGCUUAAGAAUGGGGUCGAUCUCCAGCUCCAGUCGGCCUUUCAAGACGGCAACUGGCCCGUUGUGAUCCGCCUGGCUGAGAAGCGAGCCAAGACGCUCAACGACCAGUAUUAUGAGGCCGUCAAAAUCUGCGCUGAGAGCCAGCUGGAUGAUCCCGCCGCCAAGUUCGCUGCGGUUGCUGCCGUCUGGAAAUUUGUCAAGGAGGGAAGCACUGUCAAAGACGUAGAUGCUAUUGACUUGUUGGAAUGGGCCACGACGAAUCUGCUGGAUCAGGACGAUUUUGCCGAGACGCUGGGUCCGUUGAGAGUGCGCGCUGUCAAGGCUGCCCCGAAGGACAAGUUUGCCGCAACUCGAUGUCUCGAAUCAUGCUUGCUUCAUUGGGACCUGGCCAGCGCUCAACAGAUUGCGGCCAUCAUCGACCGCUCUUUUCCACAGGACAGGGACUUGCUGUUCUGGAACAUUGUAGUCACGCACCUUCUCUCUAUGAGUCCUCAAGCCUCACCCGAUAAGAAGAAAUUGUACGGUACAUUGGCCCAAAAACAGAUUGAGCGAGCUGCCCAAGUCACAGAACAGGCUGAAGCAAACUCAAGCGAGGCAGCGGCCAAGCCUACCCCAAGACGUGUCAAGACCGAAGAAGAGACUCUUUUGCUCUACGACAUUGUCGAGACACAUGGAACCCCUCAAGACUUCCUCAAGCUCAUCUCCAGUCCUGUAUUUUCUCCGGCCGCGCAAUUUCGCCAAGGCCGAAAAGAGGUGGCCCUGCGCGCAAUUGUCAAGUUAAGACGAGAUGGCGACUGGCUUGCUGUGUUCAACCUUUGCAAGGAUUGUCUCGAAGAUUGCGAUGCUGAUGGACAAUUGACUUUGCUCGCAUCUGACAUUGCUGUGUGGCGGCAUAUAAUUGAUGCUGCAGGCCAUAUUAAAGAUGCCGACCCAGAAUCUACAAGUGUUGUUCAGAAACUACUUGCAAAAUUAUUAUCGUCUGAGCACAUGCGACCUAUGUACAGACGCAACAUCCUACUGGCAAGAGUCUUGGCAGUAUUCAACCUUGGCCCUAGUGAGGAAAGUGACUUGCUGGACGGCCGUCCCUCGUCACUACGACUUCGAGAGCUGAUUCACUACCUUGAUGAUCAGUAUACUAGCCCUGCUUGUUUCAAUGAUGUCAAGACAUUGAUGGAAAGUCUAGAUGCGAACGAGGCCAAGAUCAACAACUUCAAUGUACCGUUUGUGAAGCCACGCCUCAACUUGGCUUUCGAUGGCCCUGCACAGACUGGUCAGCCACUGGAAUCAAAGGCAGCACGUCAUCUCAUUCGCGCUGCUCUUUUACUGGAUGACCAGCUCGCACAGAAUCCAGGUCACAGUCAGCUAUCUCUCCUUUUGACACAACUACACAUACGUCUUGGUUCAGCCUACAGGGCCGCCGAUGUUUGGGAUGUCAUUGGCGUCAAGCGUACCAUUAUCGAUUCUCUCGGGCCCUUUUUCUAUGAUCGCCUAUCAACAAUUGCUCCUGCGCUCUUAUCGUCUUAUGAUAGUUGGGGAAGCCAUCUCAUGGACCUUUUGCAAUCUCACUAUCAGAUAUCAUUGAAACUCAGGAUGCCUCGGCGCUUGGUUGAUGCAUUUGAAUCAGGAAGCUACAGCAGCGUGAUGGGAAUACCAAAGUAUAUUGAUCGCCUUCGGAUGAGUUGUACACGGGCAAUGAGCCUAGCAGAGGCGAGAAGGAUCGAAAGGCUCUUGGGACAAACAUCACACGAGUUGGAUUCAGAUCCGCGAUUCAAUGAGGUGGAUGAUGAAUCACAUCUCAUUCAGACAAUUGACUAUGGGUCAUUUCCAUCCUGGAACAGCAGUACAAUCCAGCCGAUGCAUCUUAAUCUCAGGCUUGGACCAGCCCCAUCAAAUCGCCGGUGCCACUUGUCUCUUUUAUCCGAAUCAUUCCAUGAACUGCUGGCCUAUAAACCUCCCGCUAGCUAUAAGUCAUCGGCCGGGAGCUUGGAAUAUGAUCACAUUUACGUGAUCGAGACAUUGGCACGCCUCAGUAACUCUUUCCCGAAGUUCUUGGCCGGUCCGGAUGACGAAACGACUCGAUCUGAACUUUUGUACUUUGAGGCCGUCAGUCUCAUCUGUACCUUGAUGUCUCUAUGUGUCGAUUUUGAUCGAUCUUCUGAUAGCUCCGACGCUUUGAUUCAUAUCAUCAAUGCAUUGAAGCUGGUCCUAACGAACCAGCGAAAUCAGAUACUGCACGAUAAAGAAUCUUCAAUAGAUCGUACGAUUACAAUGCUUGGCUCGAUGCACAACAUCACGAUGCUUCGAGACACAACGGCAGCGAUUAAGUUAGGUUCUCAAUGGAUCCUGAACAACAAUGAGAAGGAAAAGGCGCGAGAUAGGUCGGGGAAGAGCGGCCUUCCCAAGGACUUGGCUUCUCAAUUCAAAGAGUUGCAGACAACCGCCGAAGCAAGCAUCAAGGAAGGCCAGGGCUGGAUCUCAGAGCUCAAGACGGAAGUCAUGUCAAGGGAUUUCGAGCCUAAGCUGAAGAGAUGGCUUUUGGAUGGUGAGCACGAGAUCAAAAGCAUUCUCAGUAUGGACUCGCUGCCGGCGCUGAUCGAUAGCUGGCAGUCAAAUGUCAAGGGAUGGCAGCAGGUGAAAUGGGCGUAG